GGCGGCGGGGAGCCCGAGUCCCAGGUGGCUGCGGGACAGAGGAGGCGAGCGGGCUUCUGGCGGACGGACGGAUGCGGCUGCCUGCGGAGGGCACGGACCCGAGUCUCGGCCCCCGCUCCUGCGGUCGCUCCGGCUGCCCCAGCCACUCGGGCACACAUGCAGCCCCGGGCUGGAGCCUCUGCACCUCGGGGCUUGUGAGCUGCACCAGCGUUCUAGCCUGUUCCUCUGACCCAGCGAUGGCCGUGGACAUAGAGUGCAGAUACAGCUGCAUGGCCCCUUCCUUGCGCAGAGAGAGGUUCACCUUCAAGAUCUCCCCAAAGCCAAGCAAACCUCUGAGGCCUUGUAUUCAGCUGAGCCGCAAGAAUGAAGCCAGUGGCGUGGUGGCCCCAACCGUGCAGGAGAAAAAGGUGAAAAAGCGAGUGUCCUUCGCAGACAACCAGGGGCUGGCCCUGACCAUGGUCAAAGUGUUCUCAGAAUUUGAUGACCCGUUAGAUAUUCCGUUUAACAUCACUGAGCUCCUAGACAACAUCGUGAGUCUGACGACAGCAGAGAGCGAGAGCUUUGUUUUGGACUUUUCCCAGCCUUCUGCAGAUUACUUGGACUUCAGAAACCGGCUGCAGACCGACCACGUGUGCCUGGAGAACUGUGUCCUGAAGGACAAAGCCAUCGCCGGCACCGUGAAGGUGCAGAACCUCGCCUUUGAGAAGAUGGUGAAAAUCAGGAUGACAUUUGACACUUGGAAAAGCUUCACAGACUUUCCCUGUUGGUAUGUGAAGGACACGUACUCUAGUUCAGACAGGGACACGUUCUCCUUUGACAUCCGCUUGCCCGAGAAAAUCCAGUCUUACGAGAGAAUGGAGUUCGCUGUGUGUUAUGAGUGCAGCGGGCAGACGUACUGGGACAGCAACAAAGGCAAAAACUAUCGGAUCACUCGGGCGGAGUUAAAGUCCACCCAGGGGACAGCCGAGCCACGAAACGGACCCGAUGUGGGAAUAUCCUUUGACCAGUUCGGAAGCCCUCGGUGUUCCUAUGGUCUGUUUCCGGAGUGGCCCAGUUAUCUGGGGUACGAAAAGCUAGGGCCCUACUACUAGCGACCGCGCGUGACGGAGCAUGGCUGAGUGGGUGCAGACAGGCCUGGCUGCAGCCACAGUGGGGUGGAGAUGAAAGAGAAGCCGAGAGAAUAGCUGAACUGCCAUUAGGCACAGUUUUUGAAAAGAAAGGAUCCUAUUCAUUUUUUCCUUCAAUCAGCAAGUCCAACCUGGCUUAGAUCACAGAACCGGUUUCGCACGCAGCGUGGCUGUGGUGUGCUGGUCUGUUUGGCACCUGUGGCAGCCACAAGGUGUGGGCAGGAUGGUGCCAGAAGGGGUCUGGACAGGAACCAGGCCCUCAGGCAGUGCUGGUGAGGCGAGAGGGUGGUGGCUUCAUCACGACACAACUUGGAGGGUGCCCGGGCUGUGCGGACGCGCAGCUGGGGAAAGUCAGCCACGCGAACGUCACUCCAUCCCCAGCCACCUUCUGGACCCUUGCCGUUCGUCUUUGGGUGUUCUCCACCCAGCCAGGCCCUUCCGGCCUGUCGCUGCUGUCCCACCUCUACGUGGUCCUCAUACUUUGUCUCCAUGCAGUUGCUGGUGUUUUUCCUCAACCGUUCGUCUGAUGUUCAGGAAAAGAUAAUAAAGGCAAAUCAGCCUGUGAAACAGCAUUUUCUCCUCCUGACCCCUGUGUGUGUUCCAGCAGAGAACACCCGACAGUGACCCGAAGUCCUAUCACUGUGCAGUGGUCCAGAUUGCUGGCUAGGACAGGCAGCACAGCCAUGAGUGGGGCACAUUUGGUUCUCCUCGUGGCUUUUGGGGGAGCUUUCUAAGAACUCAGUCUUACCCUGAGUCACCAGAGACUCGAUGACAGGCGGUGUUUUAACGCUCGGCUGGUUUGCAGGUGCCUCGUUCUUCACACAAAGACUUGAGGUCUCCUCUUCUGGAGAUUCACCUUUUGUGCUGUGUUCAGGACGUUUGGAUUCGCAGAUCCAAUAUAUCCUCAAAGUCUUCCAGAAAUGUUUGCUUUUACUUUGUGAAUUACAAUAUCCAGGACACUUUACAAGCACCCAGGGACUUCGAUCUGGGUGUUCUUAUUUAUGGUGUGUGAGUAUGUGAAAGGGGUAGGGAAGAAAAACCUCACUAAGUUCUCGUAUGUUUGCCAAUUCUGAAAUAUCAGACAUGAAUUGUUCCUCACCAUAUUGGACUAAAGAAUUAAAAAUCCAUUGGUUCAUGUUGUUGUGAGACUCCUGGGACUUUCAUUGUCAGAUGGAUCCCCAGAUUCUGUGAUUUUUCUUGGGCAAGGUUGGUUGGUUUGUACGUGGGGGUGUUUAAAAUAUUUUUUACAUGUGUAUUCGUAGAAGGUUGGGGGUUUUUCUGUUUUGUGUUUGUUUUCGGAGAUUAAACAACUGUCCCAUGUUCCUUGUGCCUGAUUCACUGAAGUGAGGUUUUCCUGAGGGCAGCGGGAAGCUGGAGGCACAGCCACUGACCUCUGCAGGAGGAGUCUCCUUCGUUUGCAUUUUCCAGACCAGUUAGGAAUCUUCUGCCAGCUUCCGUGUAGAUCACGCCGGGUGUCAGCAGGUAUAGCGUGUCAGGCACAGAGUGUCCCGGCUCUUGGAGUUGGCUGGGUUUUUUUCUUUUUUGAACUUUAAAAUGUUUUAACUUUUAAAAUGAUCUUUAAAUGGUGUUUGAUGUAAUUCUUGCUCCUAAAACUGGCUGUUACUAGUCUGCAAUCUAGUGCUUUAUUUCGUGUGCCUCUCCCAGGUGGGUAGCACUGAGGGGUUCCAUGAUAACAUAAUUUAUGGCAAAAUCAGUUUACUUAUGCUGAAAUUGGGCAGAACUGUGUUUUACCUAAGCAUAUCUUACAUCGAGGACACCGAGAGCACGUUGUGUUACAAAUCUGGGACUCAGAACUAGUAAGAGUAUAGAUCUAAAUUGAAGGGAAGCAAAACUACUUUUGUAUAGGUCAUGGAUUUUGUUUGAAGAAGUCCCCUCCCUCCGCCUCCUUUGCAGGAAAGGUACAGGUACACUGUGGUUUACAUGUCACGACUGCAGGUCAUGAGACUACCCUGCGUUCAUGAGAAAAAUGCCUCAAGUGACUUUGUAGGUUUUCAAUAACAGUGAUCCUAAGACAUUCCUGUGUCAAAAUUUGAAAUAGGGUAAUUCAGUGAUAAGUAUCUCUUUUAAAACUGACGCAGC
Molecule: messenger RNA, 3227 nt
Organism: Molossus molossus (Pallas's mastiff bat)
Lineage: Eukaryota; Metazoa; Chordata; Mammalia; Chiroptera; Molossidae
Gene: PPP1R3B
Product: protein phosphatase 1 regulatory subunit 3B
Exons: 2
Coding region: 72-1091 (339 amino acids)
Biological process (GO): regulation of glycogen biosynthetic process; regulation of glycogen catabolic process
Cellular component (GO): protein phosphatase type 1 complex
Molecular function (GO): glycogen binding; protein phosphatase regulator activity; protein phosphatase 1 binding
Source: RefSeq, a predicted model, not a curated record